Messenger RNA from Paraglomus occultum, 404 nucleotides. The record is from the annotation of a GenBank genome assembly. Lineage: Eukaryota; Fungi; Glomeromycota; Glomeromycetes; Paraglomerales; Paraglomeraceae.
GUGACGUAGUUCCUAAGGAUGUUAAUGCAGCUAUUGCUACGAUUAAGACCAAACGCACUAUCCAGUUUGUCGAUUGGUGUCCUACUGGAUUUAAAGUCGGUAUCAACUAUCAGCCACCUACUGUGGUACCCGGCGGUGAUUUGGCUAAAGUACAGCGUGCCGUAUGCAUGUUGUCCAACACAACUGCCAUUGCCGAAGCAUGGGCGCGUUUGGAUCAUAAGUUUGAUUUGAUGUAUGCUAAGCGUGCGUUUGUCCACUGGUAUGUCGGCGAAGGUAUGGAAGAAGGAGAAUUCUCGGAAGCUCGUGAAGAUUUAGCAGCCUUGGAGAAGGAUUACGAGGAAGCACUGGGACCUGACAAGAGUGCAAAGUAUCGGUUCUACGAACGAGAGUCAGCAUCCGAUUAA